CAAACGAAACUUUCUAUUCAAAAUGGAGUGUUUUGCAUUCUUUAAUUAAUAUAAUUUAAAUGUAUUGGAUCUUAUCUUUCUUCUCACUUAGUCCUUGUGCACGCCAUUUCAAGAUUCUUUUUUUUCCCCCAUUUUCGUGUAAUUAAAGAAUGGAAGAACUGGGGCUGGGGACCGUAUCAUUCAUACGAGUAGCAUGGAUCUUUGCUACUUUGUCAAUUGCUGUAGCCUGUUUUCCAUUGCCUGGGCUUGGUUGGUUUCGGACAGCUCUGUUGGGGAUUAUCAAAAGAGGCAAGAUUUUGCAAUCCAAAUCCAAACUAACUGUGCCUCAAAGAUUCUUCUUUCACUUUUAUGUGGUGGGGGUUUUAUGGACGACAAUCUUGCUUGUUUCUUUAUGGUCUUGUGCAAUAAGAGAACAUGUAUACAAUGUUUGGCUAUCUGAAGCUGUAUUUCUCCUUCUGCUAAUGGAAGUUCAAGUUUUGCGACGCUUCUAUGAGUCAAUCUAUGUUUUUAACUACAGUCCAUCAGCUCGAAUGCACAUCUUAGGUUAUCUUCUGGGCUUAUUAUACUAUGUACUAGCUCCACUAUCCCUAUGCUGUAAUUUUGCACCUCAAGUCUUUGACUUUGUCAGCGGAAGAGUUGGCAUGUCAAGGCCUGGAUUUGAUAAUAUAUGGAUGUUUUUGACUCUUUUCUUGAGGCUUCCAUGUUAUGCGUGGAUAGGUGCUGCUAUUUUCUUUUGGGGUUGGGUACAUCAGCUUCGCUGUCAUCAAAUCCUUGGUUCCUUGCGAGACAAAACCAAAAAGCUGGACGAGUAUGUUAUUCCGAAUGGCGAUUGGUUUGAAUACGUCUCGUCUCCGCACUAUACGGCUGAAAUUGUGAUCUAUGGUGGUCUUGUGAUGGCUAGUGGUGGUUCAGAUUUCUCUUUGUGGUUGCUUUUUGCAUUUGUGGUGGCAAAUCUUGUUUUUGCAGCAAUGGAAACACAAAAAUGGUAUCACCAAAAAUUCGACGAUUACCCUCGUAAUCGAUGUAUUAUUUUCCCCUUUGUUUAUUAGUUAACUUGCGCUUUCUAGAUGCUUGUGUAGUUGUGUAUGUGGUUUGCUCGGACCAUCGAACAUAUUAGUGUCCCUUAUAUAUUCGCUUAAUUAGAGCAUAAUCCACCUAUAAACAUAUAUAUUUUUUAUAAAGUUAUAUUUAUUACUAAUUCUUUUUUUCGGAUGUUA
Lactuca sativa (garden lettuce) is the source of this 1217-nucleotide messenger RNA. RefSeq names its product polyprenal reductase 2. The record is from RefSeq and is a predicted model, not a curated record. Gene Ontology annotation, molecular function: 3-oxo-5-alpha-steroid 4-dehydrogenase activity. Gene Ontology annotation, cellular component: endoplasmic reticulum. Gene Ontology annotation, biological process: dolichol-linked oligosaccharide biosynthetic process; polyprenol catabolic process. Lineage: Eukaryota; Viridiplantae; Streptophyta; Magnoliopsida; Asterales; Asteraceae.